AGCCGAAAGAAGAAGAAGAUAUUCUCAUAAUAUUUACAAAAUAUCUGUAUUCAUACUAUUCUAGCAUUGUCAUAAUAGUUACAAGAAUGGAGAAGGACACGUACUGGAAGGUUGAUAGUGGAAGGAAUGUGUAAAGAGAAAGAUACUAGAGGGAAGAAAUGAUGAGAACCGAGAAAAUGGGGUGUUGACUGAACAGAAAGAGAGAUGGGGAGCAAGAAGCAGAGCUUGUUGCUCUUUGAUUUCAGCAUAGUUUGGAAAAAUGACUGACAGCAGACAGAGGGUAUCAUACAUUGCUGGGUUUCAUUGUCCAGCAGGAGGUUUGUCUGUAGGAAAAACGCAGAUCAUCUGUCACAGAUAUGAGAUCUAUAUGUGCAAUGGAACAGAAUUCUGCUAUAUUUAUGACAGACAAAAACUGACUUUAAAGGCUGUGUAUCGAUUUCCUAAUGUGGUUUGGCGACUCGAGCUGAAACCAAACUGUAAUCAUUUGUAUACCUUGUGUGCUUCAGAUGGAAUCUAUUGUGUAUCUCUAAACCCGGAAAAAAGGCUGAUCAGGGAGGCAGAUUCUGAGGCUGAAGGUGCCUUUGUUCCUGUUGUCAUCCCAAUAGACCUCACAUGCUGUGUUGUAAAGGAUUCAGACAUCACUGCCUUCAUCAUUGUGGAUGAAACCAUUGUUGCUGUGGCUAAGGUUCAACACAGUUGGAGAAUCAAAUUUUUUAAAAGAUCAGAUUUGGAAGCGACUCAGAAAUAUGAAAGAUAUGAUGAUGUGGAAAUUUCAAUUGUCCAAAGAACAAGACCAGUUUCACUUAGUAGUGGAACAGAUGACAAUGAUGAAUUGCUUCCAGUGUUAUACUGUGUUUAUCCCCCAGCUGCUAACAUACUUACUGAGUCUUGUCACAGCAAUGAGAGAGCCAUCCUUGAAACAUCUCUCUUCAGCCUUCUGUUUGGUGUUGAUGCGACCAUGCUUCGCACUCCUGUGAUUCUGUGUGGUUUCCCUGAUGGACAGUUCUGCUGCUUGCCAUUGAAACGUCACAGCUCAUCUGUCAUGUCAUAUGGUCCCUCAGAAGUCAGUAACUGUAAGACCUGUGUAGUAGUACUUCAUCAGCUUGAGCAGCCUGUCAUUUUUAUCCAAGCGCAGAGGACUAACCAACAUGUACAAGAAACUGAUGAACGUGCACAGAAUGAGGCUGGUGUAAACUGCAACUGUAUUGUUAUAGUUGGUCAUCAUGGCCGAAUGGUGGUUAUCAAAGCGAGCAAUAAAUCAGAGAUGCAGGUGCCUGACUUCAGGCAGUAUCACCUUGGCCAGUCUCCCAUCCUGUGUGGCUGCUGUGUUGGUUCAUACCUUUAUUACAGUACAUCCUCAGAGCUGUGCAUGCUGGAGCUGGUCUGUCAGAAGGAUUCACAAGAUUCUGAAGACAGUAUCCAAAGCGGAGAUUUGCCACUCUCCUUGUUUCCUGCCAGCCUAAAUAUUUGCAGUGUCGUCAACCUUACUGUCUCAUCCAUUACAUCGGAGGGAGAUACAGAGUUUGUGGCUUUGUCUACUGCUGGCAGGUUGAUGGUGUGCAGAUUACCAAGGUGCCCUGAUAAAGGUCGUUGUGACACUCUGACAGCUGUAAAAGCAAGCCAGAAGAUCAAAGAAUUACUUUCUGGGAUAGGCAGUGUUUCCGACAGAGCCACUUCAGUGAGCAAGACUAUCCAGCAGAAGAACAAAGCCCUUGCACAUCUGAACCAAGUGCUGAAUGUGAUCUCUUUGGUAUUGUCUAGCCAGAAGAGCCUUGGAGAAGGGGAGCAGCAAUGCAGACAGCCUAUUGGCUGCUGUGUCUCCACUAAAUGGAACAGAUUGCUGCGGCAGGAUUCUUUGAUCAUCUGCUGUAGCUUGGAGAACUUCAGUGGCUUCACCUUGGAAGAAGGCUGGACCCUUUCUAUUCAGCUUUUAACUGGCUCUGACUCCACUAGCAUGGCUGCCACAUCCUCUUUUCCAGUUAAUAAACUUAUUUCAGGAAGCAAAAUGGAGGUGACUGUCCCAUUGCAUUUUGGGAAAAAUGGCCAGCUGACAUUGCCUGUCAAGGUCCAGUGUAUUCUCUUUUACAGUUUCACAGAAAUUCUGGAAAAACACAAUCUGCCAGCUACUGAAAGUCAGAUAUUAAAUGGAGAAGGUACCUGUAUAAUUCUAAAUGAAUACAAUAUUGACUUGCUUCAUUGCCUUCAUUUGUCUUGCAGUACAGUUUCUGAAACUGCAGUUCCAGAUUAUGGCUUUCCUGCACAUCCGGUAGAAGUAUUCUUGAAGUCUUCUCAAAAUCUUCUUGGGCAAAACAGCAAGACAGCUGAUAAAACACAAGUUUAUGGACCUGAUAGUACUAUAGAAAGAAACCCUGUAGGUCCAUUUGUUGCAUCCAUCAAAGUUUCUUGUAACCUUCUAGAAGAUGUGCUGAAGGACUGCAGUUCAGGAAGUAACCCAAACUGCGUCGUUCUGCUGUGGUUGAUGUCUGACAAUGCUGAAGUAGAAACAGUAAAAGCAUUGAAAGUGCCAGUUGUAUGUGGCACUACUCCAGACAGGAGUAACGUUCGCCUCCUUGCCAAAAAGGUUAGUUUAAUGGAUCUCUGCUUUGAAGGCCCUAUCAGUGCAUUUGAAAUUCAUCUAGAAUGUGCUUCUUUGUCUGCUCUUUGCCACCUUCACUGUGCCAUUAUUGGACGUAUUCGGAACAUUUUAAAGCACCGGGAUACUCACUGCAGUCCACUGCCUAAUGUUAGAGUCCAGCACCUACAAGAACUCCAGAACCAGAAUGAGAUUCUGUUGAAGAAAGUGCAAGCCCUUCGUGAUCACUUGUGUCUGGGGAUGGUGACUAGUUCAAGUGAAACUACAGAGAAGCUUCUCAUGAUAUACCAGGAAAUUCGAAAUUUUAACCUGGUCAUCCUUUAGAUGAAUGAUGUUUUGAGCACACACAUCUGUGUAUAUUUCACAUAACACCCAAAAGCUGUGCAGUAAUUAGUACAGACAGUGGUUAUACUGUUCUCUUAUUACUGUGAUAAGUGAACCAGACCGUUCCUUCUACAGCCCAGAUUGUCUCUGUAGAGCUGCUCUUUGUUUAAUGUUACAUUCCUGACUCUUUUGACAUUGAAUAAAAACUGCUAAGCAUUAUUGUAUUCAUAAGUCUGCUUGUUAGAGAUAAGAUAUUAAAACUGUUAAUGUAUAUGUCGCAAGUUCUCUUGACAUUUUUGAGUGUCUUAACAUUGCAAGACUUUGUUUACUUUAAAACAAAAUGGCCCUAGCAUAUGGGAUUUUUUUAUUUACUUAAUUUUGUUAGAGAAUGACCACUUGGCCAUAUCGGAGUUUGUGUAAUAAAUACUUUAUAUGUUU
This is a messenger RNA of Protopterus annectens (West African lungfish), 3355 nucleotides long. It is a transcript of the gene FAAP100, whose product is annotated as FA core complex associated protein 100. The record is from RefSeq and is a predicted model, not a curated record. Gene Ontology annotation, cellular component: nucleoplasm; Fanconi anaemia nuclear complex. The coding region runs from base 260 to 2917 and encodes 885 amino acids. Lineage: Eukaryota; Metazoa; Chordata; Ceratodontiformes; Protopteridae. The transcript is spliced from 10 exons. Gene Ontology annotation, biological process: interstrand cross-link repair.